Papaver somniferum (opium poppy) is the source of this 1266-nucleotide messenger RNA. RefSeq lists its product as uncharacterized. Gene Ontology annotation, molecular function: zinc ion binding. The coding region runs from base 1 to 1266 and encodes 421 amino acids. The record is from RefSeq and is a predicted model, not a curated record. The transcript has 2 exons. NCBI's taxonomy places the organism in Eukaryota, Viridiplantae, Streptophyta, Magnoliopsida, Ranunculales, Papaveraceae.
AUGUCACUCUUUAAGAAGACUUAUGGGUCCAAUAUUAAGUAUCACCAUGCCCGUAGAGGGAAAGAAGCUGUAUUUGAAGAUCAAUAUGGUGACGACGAGAAGUCGUAUAGCGAUUUAAAUUGGUAUGUGAAAGCCAUUGAGCUAACUAAUCCUGAUAGCUUUGUGAAACUUGAAGUUGAUGAAGAAACUGGAAUAUUUAAGCGGAUUUUCAUCUGUUUCGGUGCUUGCAAGCAUAGCCAUAGGUAUCUCAGGCCCAUGAUUUACUUGGACGCUACUUUCCUCAUUGGUAGAUUCAGGGGUACUUUGAUGGCUGCAUCAUGUGUCAAUGGAAAUGAUGGUUUUUACCCAUAUCCCUUUGCUAUUGUUUUAUCUGAAAACAAAGACAAUUGGUUUUGGUUUCUGGAUAAUCUUCAACAAGUGGUCGAUGAUCGUCCGGUUGUUUUCCUUAGUGAUCGUCACGAAGGACUUCUGCAGGGCAUUCCAAGAGCAUUUCCUAGUUCAUAUCACAGCUAUUGCUUUUACCACAUAAAGUGCAAUCUCCCUAUUGGAAAAGGUGAUGCGAAUUACAAUGUCGUUAUUGAUUUGUUUUACAAAUCUGCUUACUCUUACACGGCAGCGAACUUUGAAGAAGCUUUGCGGGGCAUGCAUGCAAUUGGUUGUGGACAUGUUGGUAAUUAUCUCAGGACCAUUCCAAAGGAGAAAUGGGCAAAUGCAUUUUUCCUUGUAUGCAGAUAUGCUGCUCACUCUUCAUAUAUUGCCGAGUCAUUCAAUAACUGGUUUCUUGAGUUCAAAAAGCUGCCUGCUUUUGCUCUUCUCGAUGCGAUACGUUUGAAGGUUAUGCAGAUGAAUUCUAAGAGAAGGGUAGAAGGUCUUGAAAAUUUUAACACUAGGCUCACUCCCGUAUACGAGGAUUUACUAAACGAGAACAUCAACAUUGGUCGUACUUGGACUGUUGUUGAGUCUAUGGAAAGAUUGUAUGAAGUCAGGUCUCCCCGCACUCAUUCUGUAGAUCUGUUGGAGAGAACUUGUACGUGUCACAGGUGGCAAGUAAAUGGUUUUCCCUGCGCACAUGCUUGUUCUUCCAUUAAAUCUACAAGGGAGGACAUCUAUUCAUUUGUUGAGCCAUACUUCACCAAUGAAUGGUACAACAGGACAUACCAAGAGAUCAUCUUGCCAAUCCCCAAUUAUGACAAGCCGCAGUCUUAUGAUCCAAGUGAUAGGAUUAUUGUUCCUAUUCCUGUGCCUCCACCCGGUAGACGAAGAUAA